Striga asiatica is the source of this 339-nucleotide messenger RNA. The record is from the annotation of a GenBank genome assembly. NCBI's taxonomy places the organism in Eukaryota, Viridiplantae, Streptophyta, Magnoliopsida, Lamiales, Orobanchaceae.
CGAACGUUGUUUUCGGGGAGCUGGGCAGAAGGAAGAAGCGAUGAAGGCGACGCUGCUAUUGAAGCUACUGUUCCAACUCCCGGGUACUUAACGACUUCAACUGCGUCGCUUUCCUUUCCAACCUUAGAAGCUGCUCUUCCCACUGGUACUUUAAUAGAAUCAGAAAAAUCAGCAUCUGCGGCCCUUGCCCUUGUGUGGUAUGUCAGGUCAUCAUGGUAUGUAAUGUUGUCGAACAUUGGGUGGUAUGCCGGGUGCGAUUAUUGGAGUGGGAGAUCGAGGUUUAUGACUCCUUCAUCCACGAGUCAAAAUCGUAGGACUGUAAUGACCGAGAGCGUCAGU